UCAGUAGUAACGGGCUCGGUGUACUCAAAGCGACAAAAUGCGUACCGCAGUGUCAAGACUCGGUGUUAUUCUACUUCUGGGUGUCGUAGUGAAUGGCUCAUUAAAUGAUGAGUAUAACAGUGAUAAACGCUACCAUCCAAGGCUUCCCGAUGAGAACGUUCCCGUCCCGAAAGCAUCCCGAAAUGCCGAACAGGAGCAAACGAUUGAGUACUGGAGAAAUCAGGCAAAGGCUACAGUGGAUCAGCAGGUGACACGGUCGGAGAACACGAACAUCGCCAAAAAUGUUAUCAUGUUCCUGGGCGAUGGAAUGUCCAUCACUACCGUAGCGUUGGCAAGAAUUCAUGCUGGUGGUGAGGAGACUCCACUAUCCUUCGAAAAGUUCCCGUACAUAGGAAUGGCGAAGACGUACUGCGUCGACUACCAGGUACCGGAUUCGGCCUGUACAGCCACAGCUUUCUUGACUGGAAUCAAAGCCAAUAGGGCUACGAUCGGGGUGAAUGCUCAGGUGAAGCUUAGGGAUUGCGCAGCUGGUCUUAAUCGAUCACUGCAUACUACCUCCAUCGGUCAGUGGGCAAUUGACGCAGGAAAGGAUGCUGGAUUGGUAACAACGACACGUGUCACACACGCUUCUCCUGCGGGAGUUUAUGCACACACAGCAUUCCGGGACUGGGAAAACAAUUUCUACGUGAAAGCGGAUGGCUGUGAUACGAACCGUGUUGAUGAUAUUGCGGAACAGUUGGUGUACGGUGAGACUGGUGCUCGGCUGAAGGUAAUUAUGGGUGGCGGACGUCGUGAGUUUAUGGAUCGUGAAGCUCAUGAGGAUUAUGAGACGGGCAGCGGAGGAUACCGGUCGGAUGGGCGGCACUUAAUCAACGAGUGGCUCCGGAAUGGUCCUGUUGCAGAGAAUCGGACGUUUGUGUGGAAGCGAUCGGAUCUGCUGGCGGUGGAUCCUCACCGUACGGAUCGAUUACUAGCGCUGUUCGAACCAAGCCAUUGUGCUUACAAUUUGGACAAAAUUGAUAACAAUUUGGAUGAAGAGCCGACGCUAUCGGAGAUGGUGGAUAAAGCGACGGACAUGCUAAGCAACAGUCCGAAUGGAUUCUUCCUGUUCGUGGAGGGUGGCCGCAUCGAUCACGGACAUCAUGAAAAUAAGGCGCGAUACGCGAUUGAUGAAACGGUGGAGUUCGCCAAAGCGAUAGAGCUGGCUCGCAACAAGUUCAGUGAGGAAGACACCCUGAUCGUGGUAACUUCUGAUCACUCGCACACUGCCAGCUUCGCAGGCUAUGCGGAUCGUGGUAAUGAUGUAUUCGGGACGGCCGGUAACGGUGAUGACGGUUUGCCCUACAUGACGAUCAGUUACGCUAAUGGACCGGGGCAUGAAAAACAUGUUGAUGCGGAUACUGGCGCUCGGUUGGACGUACGCCAGAUGGAUCGAUCAAAGUCAAACUUUGUAUUCCCGGCCACGAUCCCGCUGAGCCUUGAAACACACGCCGGGGAAGAUGUGGCCGUCUACGCGUCUGGUCCAUGGUCUCAUCUGUUUACUGGUGCCUACGAACAAAACCUCAUUCCACACAUGAUGGCGUACGCUUCCUGCCUAGGGAAUGGAUUGAAGGCAUGUGAUUGAGCUGUGGUAUGUGAAAAUGUAAGUGGACGUGUAUUUAUUAUAAUGAUCAGGAUCUUUUUUGGGCACAACACGCCGGUGAAAGUUAAGAUAGGAAAAGAUAAACCUUUAAGACACGCGUUGAAGCACUAAACAUAGUUGCUGGUGUCUUUUGAACCUAUCAACAAUUUCAGACGAUUUUAACAUCAAAAUUCAUUUCAAUGGAGGCAUAAAUCUGAAAGUUAUUUUUUACAAAAUGAAGUUGCUUUUUAUCGUAUUAUACGCUACUAGACCUCGAGAUAGAAAAUUAAAAUGUCUUGUACAACUUAAGAUAAAAAAAAAUAAUAGCUUUUCUGUAACUAAUUUUUGGCACAAUUGCGUCCUUGCUAGCUUCUUUCAUGAUGGAAACAUAUUUGAUGGCCAAAUCAAACACGUGAAAGUAUUGUGUCGAUUACCAUUCAGCUAUUAAGGUACAUUAACAAUCCGAUCCAUCGUUUGUUCGAUUGUUUUAUCUGAUAUUAGAAUGCAAUUGCUGGACCCCGGGCCAUUCGAUUAUGCUUUACAAUGUUUGACUUUACCCGACGUCAGCAGUAAACUUUGCAGUUAAUCUCAAAAGAAAAAAAAAAACGCCAGACUACUCCCGAAUGCGUGAUAACGUGAUCACGUUUUUGACAACGCACUGUGCGCAUUGCUAACAAUCGAGGUCUGGCGAUAAAUCCGCCGACGGGUCCAAAAAACCUGCAAAUCACCCCCAAGGAUGGUUGGCCAGGGUC
Anopheles stephensi (Asian malaria mosquito) is the source of this 2373-nucleotide messenger RNA. RefSeq names its product alkaline phosphatase-like. Gene Ontology annotation, molecular function: alkaline phosphatase activity. NCBI's taxonomy places the organism in Eukaryota, Metazoa, Arthropoda, Insecta, Diptera, Culicidae. Gene Ontology annotation, biological process: dephosphorylation. The transcript is spliced from 3 exons. The record is from RefSeq and is a predicted model, not a curated record. Bases 38 to 1624 code for a protein of 528 amino acids.